AUGUCGACUGCGCCACUACCAGACUACUAUGCGGUGCUAGAAGUCCCCGAGGAGGCUCCGAUGCAAGAAAUACGCCACGCCUACAUGCGGCAAGCCUCUCCCCCGUCAAAUCCUAAACCACGGCCGAAAAGCAUGUCCACUAACAAACCCCCUCCCAGCGCUGCAUUGGCAAGCCACCCCGACGGAAUUCCGCUCGACUCCUCGGAGCACGAGCGCGACACGCGCAUCCGCAGAUACCAUCUCAUAAACGACGCAUACUCUACCCUCUCCGAUGCCACCCGCCGCACGCACUACGACGCCCAGCGCAGGCCCUCUGCUCCGCCAACCCAAGAAGCGGAUCCAUUUGAAGAAGUUGAGGAGAUCUCACAGCAGCCCGGGGGCACUGGGGAGGCCAAUGGUGACGACGAUCAGCAGCUUAGGGAAGACGCCCAGUUCAAAGAUGUAUUUGAGGGGGAGAUGCGGGAGAAUGAUAUGGCAGAAGAUGGAACGAAUAUGCCGAAAACGGCGUUUUGGAGCUUGAUUGGGGGUGUGAUGGGUGGUACGCUGGCAUUUAUCAUCACGGCUCCGCCCGGGAUUCCUGCCGGUAUGGUGAUUGGGAGCACAGCUGGGAAAACAAGGGAUGCAAGGGGGAAGAGUGUGUAUGAGGUGUACAAUUUGCUGGACCACGAAGGCAGGGAGAAUAUGCUUCACGACCUGCAAGGGAAAUUAUUUAGCCCUUUUGCUGGAGAGUGA
Molecule: messenger RNA, 732 nt
Organism: Metarhizium brunneum ARSEF 3297
Lineage: Eukaryota; Fungi; Ascomycota; Sordariomycetes; Hypocreales; Clavicipitaceae
Source: RefSeq, a predicted model, not a curated record